Molecule: messenger RNA, 1458 nt
Organism: Histoplasma mississippiense
Lineage: Eukaryota; Fungi; Ascomycota; Eurotiomycetes; Onygenales; Ajellomycetaceae
Exons: 1
Coding region: 1-1458 (485 amino acids)
Molecular function (GO): catalytic activity
Source: RefSeq, a predicted model, not a curated record
AUGGCCAACUCGCCAUACUCCUUUGAAAAAUGGCGCCAACACGUCGCAACAGACCCGUUGGAGGGACACGAGGUAUCCUCCCUCAACUACUCGGCAAGCGCAGAUUCAGCGGAGCCAUCCUUCUGCACAGGAACAGGGUUGAGUAUCCUGAGCGACUACAUCUGUCCAGAUAUUGAGACAGCGGAGCGGGAGGUCGUCUUCGUGACCUGUUUCUGGGCUACCAUGUCGAAAUCUCGACUACGACUAUGCGACGCCCUCCGUGCCCUGUCCGAAAAGGUCGUUCAGAAACGAGCAGACGCCCCCACGCACACUACUGCCAUUGAAAACAUCAAAGUCUACAUCUGUCUUUCGUCCGUCUCUCUUUUGCAGAAACUACGACACAUCAAAUCAACAGAUGGAUACGUCUACGACCCGACGGAGUGGAACAAGAAGCUCAAGCUUCCCGCCCCGGAUGAAAUCCCCGGACUAGAUUUAACCGUCAAAUCCAUCUUCAUUCGGCCGUUCUCCGUCAUGCAUCCGAAAUUCGUCAUUGUCGAUCGUAAAUUCGUCUGGGUACCUAGCUGCAACGUCAGUUGGGAGUCAUGGUACGAAGGCGCUUUUCGCCUGAAGGGCAGCAUCGUUGAGAAAUUCCAUAAAUUCUGGGCUGAGGUCUGGAACCCCGAGAUGCUGCGGAUACAUGGAGUGGUCGGAGAUGUAGCAUUUCCAGCUACGGCUGAUGUGAAUCUCCCACCACUCAAGGACCCAUCAACGAAACUCCCAGGUCGACUCUUCAAAUCGUUCGCCAACAUCCCCGCGGACCGGGAGAUACAGACGCUUUUCCUACCGUCAUCGCACCAUCAAAACCCGGCUUUCCGGCCAUGUAUGUGCCGCGCGCCAAGGCCAGAGCCACGCACGCCGCUGAAUGCGUUCACCAAGUUCCUGCUUGCGAAUGCGGAACGCGACAUAUACAUCACCACUCCAAACAUGACCGCGAACCCUGUGAUCCAGGGGUUGGUGAGAGCGCUGGAAUGGGGCAUCAAUGUCACUAUUAUUACGAACACGAACCUAAUGGUGACGGAGCAGCUAGCCACGUCAGGGACGACCACAGGGUGCUGCAUAAAAUCACUGGGCAAGCUCCAUAAACGCGUGUUGGGUGCAUGGGCGGCAAAGGCAACAGACGGCGGGGAAGAAAGCCCGGAUGUGAAGAAGCCGGGGAAACUGUCCAUUAGGGAGUGGAGGGCCGCGAGGAAGGGCCGGGAUAUUAGCGGCGAAACCGCAUUUGCCAAAUCGCAUUUGAAGCUCACGAUUGUCGAUGAGAAGGUGGUUCUCUUUGGCAGUGGAAAUAUGGAUCGUGCCAGCUGGUUUACGAGCCAGGAGGUUGGGGUUGCGCUAUACUCGGCAGAAGUGGCGAAGGAGAUUCUCCACGGGGUGCUGCUUCAAGAUAUUGAGAAAUAUACUAGAACUGUUUACGAGUCAUGA